Messenger RNA from Schizosaccharomyces osmophilus, 396 nucleotides. It is a transcript of the gene rcr1, whose product is annotated as plasma membrane adaptor for ubiquitin ligase Rcr1. The transcript has a single exon. NCBI's taxonomy places the organism in Eukaryota, Fungi, Ascomycota, Schizosaccharomycetes, Schizosaccharomycetales, Schizosaccharomycetaceae. Bases 1 to 396 code for a protein of 131 amino acids. The record is from RefSeq and is a predicted model, not a curated record.
AUGGAUCAACAAGGCAACAGCACGUACAAUUUUGCCGCGUAUGGCCGCUGGGUCAUUGUAGUCAUAUGCGUCGUCUUUUUGGUGUUCUCUUUAAUCUCCAUUGGCUAUGUCAAUCGUCGUAGAAAUCGUAAUGGUUUAACCACCAUUCCUUUCACCAAUUUCUAUCCUUUCUCCACUCCUCCAGUCUAUACACCGAGACCCAAUCCAGCCCCUAAUGUUACUACGACGACUUCGUAUACACCUAACAUGCCUACUAUGCCUCAUGUUUAUCAACCUCCUCGUAUGCCGCCAGAUUCUGCAUUCCCCUCCCCUCCCCUCGACGAUGUUCCUCCUCCCGCCUAUCCAGAGGCCAUGGCUUCCGUUCCUCGUCCAAAAUACGAUAACGCUGCCCUUUAA